AUGGCCGACAACAACUCUGCAGAGACCGUCCCAGUUCGGCGAUCCAAGAGAUCAAGCGCUGCCAUCUCUCCCAUGAAACCAACAACACAGGCAACAACUCCGUCCAGAAAAAGACCUCAAAAAAGAGCUCGCUUUUCUGAACCACUCCUGUCUCGUGGAACGACUGGUCUUACACCCGCCGUGGGCAGAGCUUCCCUGAAAACCCCAAAGCUCAGGAGAGUCUCCACUCCAGCCAUCACCAGGUAUCAAGACCUCGACGAAGUCCAAUUUACCCCAUUCCGUGAAGUCCUCGACGCCAGGACCACCAGAAGGAUUAGGCGAUAUGGGUUGAGUGACGAGAUGAAUCGGUAUCAUGCAGAGAAGAAGUCCAAGACUGAACUGCAACGCCAGCUUGACCAGAAGAACAAGGAAUUGCAGAUCCUCAAGGACGAAUUGGAUGCUUCUAGACUCCGUGAAGUCUCCCUCUUGCAACGUGAUCCUGUUGGAAGCCAGGAACGAAUCAUGCAGUUGGAAGCUGAAGUUGCAGAGUUGACCCAGAGAUCUAACGACGACGAUUUCGGACUCGGCAGCAUUUCACCACAUUUUUGUGGUGAUAAUGAUGGCUUUCACAUCUACGAGGACGAUCACGUCUCCAACGAGAAUCAACCCACUGACGCAGAGGACGAUGUCAUCGUGGAAGUGGAGCUCAGGUCUGCACGACAAGAAAAGCAAGCUCUCUUCCGUUCCAGCCAGGGUUCUUCGAGAAACAUCAUCCACUUUGAAGACUCGCCAGCCCGUUCUUUCGAUGCAUCACAGACAGUGCCUGAUCUUCCUGAGAUCCCUACACAUGAACUAUCGAAAGAACUCAACGCCACCAUCAAUCGAGCUGAAGCCGCCGAACGGGCGCUGCAGGCGAUGACGAACGAAAUCAAAUCCCUCGGCUUUCCCUGCAACAACGAUGACGCCAAUGAUUGUAUCGCUGCCAUCAAGACCCACUUCCGCAGCAUGCGCUUCGAACUCGAACGGGUAGUCCCAGGAGAAAUAGUCAUGUCCUUCGAUUAUACUCGCCUGAUGCCCGAAAUGCUCGCAAAACUAAAGGCAGUUGCGACUCGGGUCCGUGACCGUGAGGCAGAGUUGAAGUCCAUGCGGGAACAACAGCGCUCUUUGAGGGGAAACUUCGACCAUGCGCUUGUUGCAGCAGAGAAAGCGAACAACAGAAUCAAAGAAUUAGAGGAUUUGAUUGACAAGAAUGCCGAAGAGAUGCUUGAACAGCGCAUGCGGGCCCAGGCCCUCGAGCGGGAGGCCAAAGAGCAUGAAGCCAACAACCAAUGUCUCAUUGCCGCCAUUCAGAAGUACCAACUAGAAGUCAAACGCCUCGAAACCUUGGUCGAAUUGAUCGAAGCAGAACAAGCAUCCCGUCUUCAGGACGUGAGAGCCGCCACAACUGCAGAAUUCACACAACAGCUUUCAGACAUGGACGCUAAAGUUGCAGCAGAAACCCGGGGAAGAAGAGCAGCCGAGGACUCUGCUGUUGAGAGGCUGAGGCAGAUCAAUGAACUUGAAUCGGCCUUGGCCACGGCUCGCCAGUACUCGGAAGACGUCAAGGAGCAGCUGGAGACACUGCAGACCCAGUGUUCUGUUUCGCAGCGUGAGCGCGAAGAAGAAGUUGAGGCCCUGAAUGCUAGGAUCCACAAAUUCGAGAAAACGAACACCAAUCUCGAAUCGAGAUGGAAAGCUGAAUUCGCACUCUGCUCUGAAAUCCUUCAGAGCAUGUAUCGUGGCCAGCUCAGAAUUAACAUGCAAUUUGACAAGGAUAUCAAGAAGUACAUCCGGGGCGCAAAAGUACGGCAUGCGAAUUGGGAACUGGAGAGCGAUGACAUGCGGAGCGACGAGAUAGUCGGAGAAGGGCCGAUGACGCCGGCCAGCGUGGUCAGAUUCUCCGAGUACUCGGAAGUCGAGGACACGGAUCGGGAUGGCGAAGGCGACACGGACGAUGCGGACGAUCACGUCGAGGGCAGAGUGGAAUUGUCCCGCGGCAAGAAACACCGUCGCCGCUCGUCGGUGACUCUACCUUCAGCAUUGGGCUUUCCCAGUGCCGGCAUUCUGAAGAAGCCCCACGGAAGAAGGCGAUAUGACAGUGGGAUCGGAAUGGACUCUCUGAGCGAGGCCGAGGAUGAAGUUGACGCUCACCGAGGUGUCAUGACGCCGGAUUUGAGCUCGGAAGGUGAUGAUAUCGACACUGAGAAUGAUCUGCGCCUCAGAGUGUGA
Molecule: messenger RNA, 2247 nt
Organism: Cladophialophora psammophila CBS 110553
Lineage: Eukaryota; Fungi; Ascomycota; Eurotiomycetes; Chaetothyriales; Herpotrichiellaceae
Exons: 1
Coding region: 1-2247 (748 amino acids)
Source: RefSeq, a predicted model, not a curated record